CCUACGUAAAUUGCGUAUUUCCGCUUUUAUCGGUACGUCCUUCCUUUUGAGAGCGUAGCUGGACAGAGCGAGGAAGAAAUGCUGGCCACCAGAGCCCUCAGAGCCCUCAAUCUCGUUGGCAAACGUGCCAUCUCUACAUCUGUCUGUGUACGAGGUGGACAUGGUGUUGCCAAGGCGGAGGACUACACUCUGCCUGCCUACAUUGACAGCCAAGUUUGCCCCCUCCCAGAAAUCCGCUAUGUGCAGAGUCUGAGUGCAGACCAGAAGUCCCUGAAGGAGAAGGAGAAGGGCACCUGGGCUUCUCUCUCUGAUGAGGAAAAGAUUGCAUUGUACCGCAUCAGCUUCAAAGAGAGCUUUGCAGAGAUGUCUCAGGAAUCGGCAGAGUGGAAAACUGUGGUUGGCGGGGUGUUUUUCUUUGUGGGCUUUACUGGCCUGAUUGUGCUCUGGCAGAGAAAAUUUGUGUAUGGACCAGUCCCACACACAUUUGAUGCCGAGUACAAAGAAAAGGAGCUACAGAGGAUGCUGGACAUGAGAAUGAACCCAGUGGAGGGCAUCUCCUCCAAGUGGGACUAUGAAAAGAAGCAGUGGAAAAACUAAAGCACCAAGAGGACCAUAACACAUACUUGAAAGUAGACCAACUCAAAGAUACAUGAAAACAUUCAUUUCUGUACUUCUCUAUUGUCCACAUUACCUCAGAUUGUGCAUUUGGAAGACCUCUUCCUCUUAAGGUCGUUAUGUAUUAUAGAAAUAAGAAUAAAGUUUAAAACAAA
This is a messenger RNA of Solea senegalensis (Senegalese sole), 770 nucleotides long. It is a transcript of the gene cox4i1, whose product is annotated as cytochrome c oxidase subunit 4 isoform 1, mitochondrial. Lineage: Eukaryota; Metazoa; Chordata; Actinopteri; Pleuronectiformes; Soleidae. The transcript is spliced from 5 exons. Gene Ontology annotation, biological process: mitochondrial electron transport, cytochrome c to oxygen. The record is from RefSeq and is a predicted model, not a curated record. Bases 79 to 597 code for a protein of 172 amino acids.